This is a messenger RNA of Aspergillus puulaauensis, 1695 nucleotides long. RefSeq lists its product as uncharacterized. The transcript has a single exon. The coding region runs from base 1 to 1695 and encodes 564 amino acids. Gene Ontology annotation, molecular function: transmembrane transporter activity. Gene Ontology annotation, biological process: transmembrane transport. The record is from RefSeq and is a predicted model, not a curated record. NCBI's taxonomy places the organism in Eukaryota, Fungi, Ascomycota, Eurotiomycetes, Eurotiales, Aspergillaceae.
AUGUCUGUGAUCACUUUCAUAAUACAGAGUAUGGAGUCCAAUAGUGUGCGAAAAGACAAGGACGACAGCCCUGCGAACGGUCCCCAGGCAACGCAGGGCUCUGACCAUCCAACUGAGGCCCAGGCGGAAGAUAUAUCCGCUGAACUCACAAAGGAGGAAGAAACCAAGGAUCUCCACCGCGGUGGAAAGCGGGAGCUGCUCGAAGAUGAAUGUUACGACAAGCUGGGCUUCUGCUUCCCUUCGUGGAAGAAGUGGAUGAUCCUGUCUGUCAUUUUCGCUGUCCAGAUGUCAAUGAACUUCAACACCGGUGUAUAUGCGAAUGCCGUUCCAGGCCUUGUACAAGAGUUCGGAAUUAGUGAACAGGCUGCUCGUGUCGGGCAGGCUGUUUUCCUCGUCGCAUAUGCCUUUGGGUGCGAGCUCUGGGCUCCCUGGAGUGAGGAAUUCGGCCGAUGGCCUAUCAUGCAGCUUUCUCUGUUCCUGGUCAAUAUCUGGCAGAUUCCGUGCGCAGUCGCUCCUAAUUAUGGCACUAUUGUGGUUUGCCGAGUCCUUGGGGGCCUCAGCUCCGCUGGAGGUUCGGUGACACUAGGAAUGACGGCUGAUAUGUGGGAAGCAGAAGACCAGGGAUUUGCUGUUGCGUUUGUUGUCUUAUCAUCCGUGGGAGGCUCUACGGUUGGGCCCUUUUUCGGUGGCAUAAUCGGUCAAUAUCUUUCCUGGCACUGGGUGUUCUGGAUCCAGUUGAUUGUGGGUGGUGUCACUCAGGCCAUGCAUUUCUUCAUGGUCCCGGAGACCAGGGCUACAAUCUUGAUCGACCGCGAAGCGAAACGUCGGAGGAAGAAUGGCGACGACGUCUGGGGCCCCAAUGAGCUGCAGGAUGUUCGAAUGGAUGCAAAGGAGGUUUUGCGCGUGUGGCGCAGACCCUUCGAGAUGUUUAUUCGCGAGCCCAUCGUCUUGUUUCUGUCUCUCCUCUCUGGAUUUUCUGAUGCCCUGAUCUUCGUCUUUACCAGCUCUUUCACCCUUGUCUUCGAGCAAUGGGACUUCACUGUCCUGGCCGUGGGCAUGACAUUCGGCUCCAUCCUAAUCGGCUACGUGAUCGCAUACGCCAUAUUCCUGCCUGAUAUCUGGCGCCAAAUGAGUCUUCGCCAUAAGCAUGGCAAUGCAGUUCGUCUUCCUGAACGUCGACUUCUCUUGCUACUUUUCAUCUGCCCCCUUGAACCAAUCGGCCUACUGGGUUUCGCUUGGACGACCAUGGGCCCGGCCUAUACACCCUGGAUCGCCCCAUGCAUUUUCGCCUGUCUCAUCGCCAUGGCGAACUACGGUAUCUACAUGGCAACAAUCGACUACAUGGUAGCCGCGUACGGUCCGUACUCUGCAUCAGCCACAGGUGGUAACGGGUUCGCACGAGACUUUCUGGCCGGUAUCGCCACGAUGUAUUCCACCCCAAUGUACCAGAACAUCGGCGGGAGACUGCACCUGCAAUGGGCGAGCACUUUGUUAGGGUGCAUAGCGGUGCUGGUCAUGAUUCCGGUUUAUAUCUUCUACUGGAAGGGCCCGGCUAUUCGCAAACGUAGUAAAUUUGCCCAGACGCUGGAAGCGGACCGUCAACGACAUGAUGAGCGUCGUAGAAGCUCUGGCGUGGGGUAUGGAAGUCGCCGGCCUAGUCGUAUUCCGAGUGAGCAGAUUCCUUACUAUACUUGA